Messenger RNA from Plasmodium inui San Antonio 1, 2025 nucleotides. RefSeq lists its product as hypothetical. The record is from RefSeq and is a predicted model, not a curated record. Lineage: Eukaryota; Apicomplexa; Aconoidasida; Haemosporida; Plasmodiidae. The transcript has a single exon. Bases 1 to 2025 code for a protein of 674 amino acids.
AUGGACGCAAAAAUGGGAGAAAGAAUGAGCCAAGAUGGAGAGAAUAACAAUUACGAAGGUCACUUUGGCGCGGCAAAUAAUUAUGGCAAACUUUGCAACCGUGAGGAGAGUCAAAAUAUGAUUCCACAUGUUGGCGGUAGAGUAAUGGCAAGGGUUCACUACAGUGGGAUUCCCCCGGUGAGGGAACAGGGGGAUGUCUGGUUUGGCGCGGAAGAAGGAGCUGUACAGAACGGGGCAGGGCAAAAUAGGCCAGGACGAAGUAUCCCAGGACAGAGUAGGGAGGCCUCCAAGUGGGCUUCUCCACCAUGUGGACAUUCCCCCAAUUGGCCCAUGCAGAAUGAGGGUGCCUCCUACUGGCGCCCAAGGGGAAGCCCUCAUAAUAACCGCUUAGGAAGACGCCCCUGGAGCCAAGCACCGGGCGCGCAAAGGCAACACUGCAGCAGCAACAACGGUUGGAGGAAUUACCACAUGGGUGGUUGCCAAAGUGAGCAGCCUGGACAACCUCCGCAACAUGCCCACGGAGCACUAGCACCAGAUGGAAAUUAUUUAAAAAAUUAUUUUUCCUCCUAUGGGAAUGGUUACGCGGAUGACGGUAGCGGCAGUGGCAACUGCGGAUAUCACUACGGUGGCGCCCCCCAGAAGGCUUCCGAAAGCGAAAGCGCCCGUGCGUAUAAUGGCGGCAUGGGAGCAGGCAGAAGGGGGGGUGCCCCCCGUACGGUUCGUAGUAGUGGCCCAAGUAGGAAAAUUCUUCCUCCGCCACCCUCCGCCUAUAAGCAACAUAGGGGGGUGUACCAUAAUGGGCUCCACCAAAUGGGCAGCAUAAGUGACGAUAACCAAGAUAUAGAGAAUCCCUACCUGGAAAGCACCAACGUGGUAGACAAUGCGAACAGAGCAGACGGUAGCCAAUGGAUGAGUCACACGAUGGGUGAUCCCUACGAGAGUAGAAGUUUGCCUCAUGGGGAAAUCCCACUGAUGAGAGGUUCUUAUAACAUUCGCAAAGGGAACAACUGUGUGGGAUUCCCUUCGACGAAUUCGUUUAUAGCCCCGCCGUACAGCAACUGUGCGGUCAGGGGGACCACCCACUGGAAAAAAUCGACGGAAGAAAGAUAUGAAGAGCAUUGCUCAUCAGUGAAGAAGCCUGGUGAGGGGAAAAGACAAAAAGUGGAUUUUCCAAUUAGGAGUGAGUCGAAGUACGUGGAGAUGAAUGCGAAGAAGAGAAACAAAACGGAUGAUCAUAAUGAGGAUACGGUUCAGGAUGCAAUUCGACCCAAUGGAAUAAAUGUCGAAAUGAAGAGAAGUAAAGAAAGUAGCAAGUUCAUUUUCUGCCACCAUUGUGAUGUAAACAUCGAAGCAGACAAACUGCAGGAACACAACCAAAGUGAGCAUAUAAAGUGCCCCAUAGAUAAUUGUGGGCAGAUUUACAGCCUGGACGAUUUGGACGUCCACCUGCUAAACCAUAUAAAGAAUGACAAAGAUGAAGUGAUCCUAAAUGACUCCAAGGAAAUUGAAAAGUGGAUCCAGGAGAGGAAAAAAAAUUAUCCAACGAGGGAACAAAUAGCCAUCAACAUGAAAAAUAAUGAAAAUGGGAAAAGGAGAGAGAGAAAAAAAAAGCCAAAUUGCCUAAUUGAGGAAUUAUUAUUUGAGAGCUACUGCUCAGCUGUCGGGCGAAAUAUAUACUUGAAGAAUAAGUGGGAGAAAUCCAUUUUCGUUCCCCUCUUGACGAAGCUGGAACAAGGUAGCCUGCACAAUAAUAUGUACGAAAAUAGUUACUACCCACUUGUUGGCAGUCCCAUGGGGGGGAAAUAUUACCCAACGAAUAUGCGAAGGAGACCAUUUAAAGAGAGGCAACUUAUCGACUCACUCAACAUUCACAGGAAGUCUCCUUUGCUGUACCAGCUGAUGAAAAAGGAAAUUUACCUGUACGAGAAAAAGCUGAUAAAGUGCAUCCAGUUCAUCACGCGCAGUGGCUUCUUUGACGACUCCGAGGGGGGCGCGGGCGGCACAGACAUCCACGAACUGGGGUAG